Messenger RNA from Nothobranchius furzeri (turquoise killifish), 934 nucleotides. It is a transcript of the gene polr2g, whose product is annotated as RNA polymerase II subunit G. The record is from RefSeq and is a predicted model, not a curated record. NCBI's taxonomy places the organism in Eukaryota, Metazoa, Chordata, Actinopteri, Cyprinodontiformes, Nothobranchiidae. Gene Ontology annotation, cellular component: P-body; RNA polymerase II, core complex. Gene Ontology annotation, molecular function: single-stranded DNA binding; translation initiation factor binding; single-stranded RNA binding. Gene Ontology annotation, biological process: transcription initiation at RNA polymerase II promoter; DNA-templated transcription; positive regulation of translational initiation.
GAUAAUUUUAUUUUUUUUAUUUCCCGUUAUAAUACAAUUUACAACAAAAUUUCAAGAAUCCUCUUUGACCCGGAAGAGGUUCUUCUACGCCGGACCUCCAUGAUUCCCUUUCAACAAAGAACAAGAGAAGCCACUUCGACGUAUUUAAAAGUAUAUUUUUAAGGUGGAAUUCAAACUUAUCAAGAAAUGUUUUAUCACAUUUCUUUGGAGCAUGAAAUCCUUCUCCACCCCAGGUACUUCGGUCCCAAUCUACUUAACACCGUGAAGCAGAAGCUUUUCACAGAGGUAGAGGGAACUUGUACUGGCAAGUAUGGAUUUGUCAUUGCAGUAACCACUAUCGACAACAUCGGAGCGGGUGUCAUCCAGCCAGGCAGAGGUUUUGUCCUCUAUCCAGUCAAGUACAAGGCCAUUGUUUUCCGCCCGUUUAAGGGCGAGGUGGUGGACGCUGUGGUCACUCAGGUUAACAAGGUUGGAUUGUUCACAGAAAUCGGUCCCAUGUCUUGCUUCAUCUCUCGCCAUUCCAUCCCCACAGAAAUGGAGUUCGACCCCAAUUCUAAUCCACCUUGCUACAAGACUGGCGAUGAGGACAUUGUAAUCCAGCAAGAUGAUGAGAUCCGGCUGAAGAUCGUGGGAACACGAGUCGACAAGAAUGACAUUUUUGCAAUUGGAUCUCUCAUGGACGACUAUCUGGGUCUUGUGAGCUGAUUUGCCUCUGGAGCACAUCAGUCUUCUUUUACAAUAUUUUUCUACACUUCAUAGCUACUUUUUCCAGUUUUUUUUAACUGGUGUAAAAAACCUAAAAAUAAACGUGUUUAUGGUAAUCAGUAUAUAGAUCAUCUCAUGAGUGAUAGUUUAUUUUAUGGAGAAGAUGUACUUGCAUAUGUCCAUUUAUAUUGUUUUUAUAUCUAAACUGUAAUAAAGUUUGUCAUUUGAA